Molecule: messenger RNA, 1680 nt
Organism: Pseudomassariella vexata
Lineage: Eukaryota; Fungi; Ascomycota; Sordariomycetes; Amphisphaeriales; Pseudomassariaceae
Product: Bud-site selection protein
Exons: 1
Biological process (GO): maturation of SSU-rRNA
Cellular component (GO): nucleus; 90S preribosome
Source: RefSeq, a predicted model, not a curated record
GAAUUAAGCCUGGGACUUUCCAACAGCCCUGCCGACAAAUGCCAAAACAACAACAACAACAACAACAUGGCCAAACGAAAGCGCGAGCCGUCCCUGCAGGAGAACUUGUCGAGAUGGGAACAGAAACUAAUGCAGGCACUCAAGACUGCCAAGGGCUUUGAACGGCAGCGCCUCAGCAAGCGCAUACGCGAUCCUACGACUACGCCAGAGAAGAUCGAGCGACUGGAACGUGAAGUAGUGGUGUUGAAGAGUUUAGAUUUGCACCAAGCCUCGCGAGCGCACAUCUGCUCUUCGCUACUUAAGAUCAAGGGAAUUGCCGAGUCGCCGAACCUGCCCGAGUUUAUCAGACCGGUUUCGAAGCCCAACUUACCAGUAGAAGAAUCGACGGCUUUGCACAAUGUUACCUCGGCCCUCUACAAUCGGAAACAAGUGAGGGAUAUCAUUGAAGAGGCUGUAACAGGGGUCUCUCAAGCAUUGCGAGUGCCUCUGUUGGGCAAGAAGGGAAAGGGAAAGAGCAAGACUCGACAAGAACCAGACGAGCAGGUGAAUGACAGGCAAGGCAGCAUUGGGGAGGACAAGAUGGAGGGUGACGCUUCUAAGAGGAGGAAGCUAGAUGAUAGAAAUACGAAGUCACAACUCGGCAAAGAGGAGGAGUCUUGGUCAGGAUUCAGUGACGAAACCCGGGGUGAUGUGUCCGGUAACGAGGUAGAAGAGAGCGCACUCCCCCGGUAUGAGGGUGCUCUAAGGAGCCAAAAGAACAACGACCCAGACGAUAGCGAAAGCGAGGACAAUAGUUUUGCGGAGGAAAAGGCCUUUCUGCGCUACGACUGCCUUCUUGGGAACUCUGCCGACGAAAAUUCUAGCGAAAGCGACGGUGAAGCUGAGGACCUGCAGAUUAGCCGCGUCCGAUCCAUACAGAACACUCGAGCUGAAGACUGGUCCGGUGGAUCGUCCGACGAUGAAAUGUACGGAGACUCGGAAUCGGAUGAGGAGCAGGAGCAGGAACAAAAGGAGGAGGAUGGGAAAGAUUCCGAUACACCGCCGCCGCAAAAGACAAGGCCAAAAGCCUCCAAAAUGGCCCCCACAAGUACUGGAAACUCCACCUUUCUCCCUAGUCUGUACUCUGGGUAUAUCAGUGGCGACGAAUCCGCCUCAGAUGUGGACGUAGCUCCCGUAAGGAAGAAUCGACGUGGCCAAAGAGCUCGACAGGCCAUCUGGGAAAAGAAGUACAAAGAGCAAGCGAAGCACGUACAAAAUCAGAAGGAAAAGAACGCUAGGGACCAGGGAUGGGACAUGCGCAAAGGCGCCGUGGGCGAAGACGAAGGCCCCUGGAAGAAGGGAAUCCAGAACCCCUUCUCGAGUAAGGCAGGCAGACCGCAGAAUGGCCCUGAGCCGCGAAAGGUAGAGUCGGGGUCGAAUGGUUUGGCUCUCGGCGUCAACCGCAGAGAUGUCAAGUCCCAGGAGAAGCCGAAACCAAAGCAUGACAACCUGGGUGCUCUGCAUCCGUCUUGGGAGGCUGCCAAGAAAGCCAAGGAGGCUGCCCAAAAGGUCGAGUUUAAAGGCAAGAAGGUUGUUUUUGACUAGUUUUCUGUACUAUGAAUAAAAUGUACGAAGAGUGACAUCACUGGCAAGCUCUGAUGUUCCUCUCGAAGUAAUACCCAUGAACAAUGUUAUUCCAUC